CUCUUCUCUGUCACUAAGGGAACAAGAUGGCGUCUGGUAGUGGGUCCAGUAAGAACGACUUCCGUCGGAAGUGGGACAAAGACGAGUAUGAGAACCUGGCUCAGAAACGACUGGUGGAGGAGCGAGACCGAGAGAGGAGAGAUGGGAAAACGGCUCCGCCGGUCAAGCGGGAACUCCUGCGUCACAGAGACUACAAGGUGGAUCUGGAGUCCAAACUGGGGAAGACCAUCGUCAUCACCAAGACCACUCCUCAGGCUGAGAUGGGGGGUUAUUACUGUAAUGUCUGUGACUGCGUCGUGAAAGACUCCAUCAACUUUCUGGAUCACAUCAACGGCAAGAAACACCAGAGGAACCUGGGCAUGUCGAUGCGGGUGGAGCGGUCGUCUCUGGAUCAGGUAAAGAAGCGUUUCGAGGUGAACAAGAAGAAGCUGGAGGAGAAGCAGAAGGAGUACGACUUUGAGGAGCGCAUGAAGGAGCUGCGGGAGGAGGAGGAGAAGGCGAAGGCCUACAAGAAGGAGAAGCAGAAGGAGAGGAAGCGUCGGGCGGAGGAGGACGUGGACUUCGAGGAGGACGAUGAGAUGGCGGCAGUGAUGGGUUUCUCAGGCUUCGGCUCGUCCAAGAAGAGUCACUGACGCUCUGCAGCUGGACUGGGUGUUGAGGACCUCCUCCCUCGCACCACGACAGGAAGCUGGUGUUUGCACCGCCCCCCCCACUUCAGGCAGGUGGAGUCAGAGACCAGACUAUAAAGACAGGACGGAGGAGUCGUGCCGCAGGCUGCGGUCAGUCCUCCACAGUCCUGGACUUUGACUUUUUUAUUUACAACCGGACUCUUAUUUUGGUAGUUUUCUCCAUCACUCUCUGUUCUGAAGACGUUUCCUGCUGCAGCUUCCUGUCGCUGAGAGGAGGAGCUGGUUUCUGUCGGAAACAUCGUCAGAACCGAGAAACGAUGGACGAGCAAAAGAGACCAAACAGAAUCUGCAGAAGUUUCCUUUAACAUGAUGAUGAUGAUGAUGAUGAUGAUGAUGAGGAUGAGGAUGAGGAUGAGUCUGACAGCGACACGUUUAAGUUCCUGCAGAUAAAAGGAUUUUUUUAUAUCAGAAACCAGAAACUAUUUGAGCUGUUUUAGGUUUUUCUUCAUUCACACCAAAAUGAAAUUUAACACAUUCAAAGACAGAUGUAACUUGUUAAAUUUUAUUUUGAAAAGCUCAAACAGCUGAUGAGUUAAUGUUUGGUGUUGAGGUCAGAGGUCGUCUGUUUGUUCACGACACUGAAUGUUGUGGAAAUGAAGAUUUUAAUAAAUACUGUGUUUGUUUCCA
Messenger RNA from Seriola dumerili (greater amberjack), 1316 nucleotides. It is a transcript of the gene zmat2, whose product is annotated as zinc finger matrin-type 2. Gene Ontology annotation, molecular function: nucleic acid binding; zinc ion binding. Gene Ontology annotation, cellular component: spliceosomal complex; U4/U6 x U5 tri-snRNP complex. The record is from RefSeq and is a predicted model, not a curated record. The coding region runs from base 27 to 632 and encodes 201 amino acids. The transcript is spliced from 6 exons. Gene Ontology annotation, biological process: mRNA splicing, via spliceosome. Lineage: Eukaryota; Metazoa; Chordata; Actinopteri; Carangiformes; Carangidae.